Messenger RNA from Cryptomeria japonica (Japanese cedar), 2341 nucleotides. RefSeq names its product protein NRT1/ PTR FAMILY 8.1. The transcript has 5 exons. Bases 222 to 2066 code for a protein of 614 amino acids. NCBI's taxonomy places the organism in Eukaryota, Viridiplantae, Streptophyta, Pinopsida, Cupressales, Cupressaceae. The record is from RefSeq and is a predicted model, not a curated record. Gene Ontology annotation, molecular function: transmembrane transporter activity. Gene Ontology annotation, cellular component: membrane. Gene Ontology annotation, biological process: oligopeptide transport; transmembrane transport.
GACGGCUACGAUUGCGUGGUAACGAUAAAAUGAAAGUGGUCAACUAAAAGUUACAUAUAAUUAACAGAUCCCCUAGUCUAAUUAUAUCAAUAAAUAAAUGAUAAAUCAGUGUAUUCAAAUUUAGAGUGUUCAGUGCUCUCGGGCUGUUUGCAGUCUGCAUUGGCUUGCUAAAGCUCCCUGUUUUAAGCAGUUAUUACUUGCGUGCCCAUCUAGCUACUCCAAUGGAAGAAGACAAUAAAAAUUCUCAGGUUAAGAAUAAGGAGAAAAAUUCAGACCGUUCAGUGCGUCCAAUUGACGAAUAUACUGAGGAUGGCUCUGUGGAUCUUCAUGGGAACCCAGCACUAAAGAAAAAAACAGGGAACUGGAAGGCUUGCCCAUUUAUUUUGGAGUCAUUUCAGUUGUUGGAAAUUGGAUUAUUGCAUAUCAAUGGCUAUCAACUUAUUUUUGAUGCAGGAAAUGAAAUGUGUGAGAGAUUGGCAUACUAUGGGAUCAACACAAAAAUGGUAAACUAUUUAAUAAAGGGUUUCAAUCAGGGCAAUUCUACUGCAGCCAAAACUUUCAACAAUUGGUCUGGAACAUGUUACAUUACACCUCUGAUUGGGGCUUUUUUGGCUGAUUCAUAUUUGGGACGAUAUAAGAUCAUUGCCAUUUUCUCUAUUGUCUAUUUCAUUGGAAUGAUGUUAUUGACUUUAUCUGCAUCUGUGCCUAGCCUAAAGCCUCCUUGCAUCAAUUCAAAUGUUGACUGCCAUGCGUCAACUUCCCAGACUGGUGUUUUCUUCUUGUCACUUUAUCUCAUUGCAUUAGGAACUGAUGGUAUCAAACCAUGUCUAUCAUCAUUUGGAGCAGAUCAAUUUGAUGAGAUGGAUGAUGAAGAAAGGAAGAAAAAGAGUUCAUUUUUCAAUUGGUUUUAUUUUUCAAUAAACAUCGGUGCUCUUGUCUCUAGCAGUGUUCUUGUUUGGAUACAAGAUAAUGUUGGCUGGGGAUGGGGUUUUGGACUUCCCACUGUAGCUAUGGGGAUUGCAAUAUGUAGCUUCUUUGCAGGUACCACAUUGUAUCGACAUCAAAAGCCAGGAGGCAGUGCUUUAACCCGGAUAGCCCAGGUCAUAAUUGCAUCAUUUCGUAAAUGGAAUGCUAAGGUUCCAGCUGAUAAGUCUUUGCUUUAUGAAGUUCAAGAUAAGGAAUCUGUCAUUGAAGGAAGCCGAAAACUCGAGCACACAGAUGGAUUCCUCUUUCUGGACAAAGCUGCAAUAGAGACAGGAAACGAUAAAAGUGUGGCAGGUUCCAUUAAUCCAUGGAGACUCUGCACUGUGACUCAAAUUGAGGAGUUCAAAGCAAUCAUCCGCCUACUCCCAAUUUGGGCCACUGGCAUUAUAUUUUCCACUGUCUACAUUCAAAUGGGUACAUUGUUUGUAGAACAGGGAGAUACCAUGGAUAUCCACAUCGGUACUUUCAAAAUUCCACCAGCAUCCUUGUUCAUAUUUGAUACUCUCAGUGUCAUAUUCUGGGUUCCAGUUUAUGAUCGUAUUAUUGUUCCAGUUGCACGUAAAUUUACUGGGCAUCAAAGGGGCUUUACCCAACUGCAACGUAUGGGGAUUGGCUUGGUCAUUUCUAUUCUUGCCAUGGUGGUUGCGGCAGUUGUUGAGAUAAAGAGACUUGACAUGGUCAAGAAACACAACUACUAUAAUCUGAAGAAUGUACCCAUGAGCAUUUUUUGGCAGGUGCCUCAGUAUUUCCUAGUAGGUGCUGCUGAAAUUUUCACCUUUAUAGGACAAUUAGAGUUCUUCUAUGACCAAGCACCUGAUGCUAUGAGAAGUUUAUGCAGUGCACUCUCACUUACUACUGUGGCCUUAGGGAGUUAUCUGAGCAGUCUGCUUGUUACAAUUGUAACCCACACUACAACAAAGCAUGGAAAGGUGGGAUGGAUUCCUGAUAACUUGAAUUAUGGUCAUAUUGACUACUUCUUUUGGCUCCUAUCCAUCCUCAGUGCUCUGAACUUUCUGGUUUAUCUUGCUAUUUCACGUUGGUACACAUACAAGAUGCCCACAGGAACACGGCUUGAAAAAUAAGAGGUCUGUACAUAGAAAGUUGUCAAAAUGCAAAUGGAGCAUCCCGUUCGUUUACUUCCAAGAAGCUUUGUAAUAUGUUAUGAGUGCUUUUGUUCGAACUUCUUUUCAUUCUCAACGAGAGAUUUGGUAGUCUGGCAAAGGAAUCUUUUCAGCAGACUUAAGAUAUAAUUUGUUUCAUGUUGAUGACAAGCUCCUUGCCUUCAAAUUUCUGUCAAGAUGUAAUUGAUUGAAAAAUUUAUAUUAAUGCAUGAUGAAAAUAAUUAUUUUAAGAAUUA